AUGCACCUAAAUUGCCUUACAUGCAAGUACAAGGAGAGUAAUACAUCGGAGUCUGAGAUAGAAUUUGAUCGAGAAAAAUCUAGAGGGGAAUGCUGUUGUGUAAAGGUGGACAUCAGGUUCUUGUCAGGGAACAUUCAUCCAUUAUCCUACGAGAAUAUGAGAAGUGGAUUUGUAAAGUUGGGAGAGAAGAAGGUAAAGCUGGGUCAUCGUCGGAAUUAUAGUGACGGAGUUGUUGGAUUUGGAGGUGGUGCAGAGCCCCGGUUGGUGAGGAGCUGUGGGAUGAGAAGGGAUUGGAGCUUGGAGGAUUUGGCACAUGGGGGAGAGAAGAAAGGAAGAAAAUAUUGA
Juglans microcarpa x Juglans regia is the source of this 345-nucleotide messenger RNA. RefSeq lists its product as uncharacterized. The transcript has a single exon. Lineage: Eukaryota; Viridiplantae; Streptophyta; Magnoliopsida; Fagales; Juglandaceae. The record is from RefSeq and is a predicted model, not a curated record. The coding region runs from base 1 to 345 and encodes 114 amino acids.